Messenger RNA from Acipenser ruthenus (sterlet), 1713 nucleotides. Its product is annotated as sodium/potassium-transporting ATPase subunit beta-1-interacting protein 4-like. NCBI's taxonomy places the organism in Eukaryota, Metazoa, Chordata, Actinopteri, Acipenseriformes, Acipenseridae. Bases 325 to 951 code for a protein of 208 amino acids. The record is from RefSeq and is a predicted model, not a curated record. Gene Ontology annotation, biological process: regulation of sodium ion transport. The transcript is spliced from 7 exons.
UCCUCCCGUGGUUUUCCUUACAGCGUGUAGUGCUCACAGCCAACUUCAACCGAGCACAGCUGAAUCUGAGCAUACAAACUAUACAUCUCGUGUGGGAGUAGGUUUGUGGAUCACCCUGUGAACACUGACUUCAAUAAAACAUGACAACCCUGUGCUUAGCUCGCUGUACAAACUAAAUACAGACUUCCCCUCCUCCUUGCGUAGUUCCAGUUCGAUUCAUGCAUUCAUAUUAUGUUGGAAAGAGCUGUUGGCUUAAUUGAAUUAAUUUUUGGUUCUAGAGAACACUCGGAUCCCAUUCUGCUCCAGGUCCCGUGUUAGAUUAGAAUGGGCUGCUGUUCGGGACGAUGCACGUUGAUAUUCCUCUGCGCUUUUCAGCUGCUGGCAGCGCUGGAGAGACAGGUGUUUGAUUUCCUUGGGUACCAGUGGGCUCCCAUCCUUGCAAACUUCUUCCACAUCAUCAUCGUUAUCCUGGGCCUCUUCGGCACGAUUCAGUACCGACCUCGAUACAUUGUGGUGUAUGCUGUCUGGACGGCUCUUUGGGUCACUUGGAAUGUCUUUGUUAUCUGUUUCUAUUUGGAAGUGGGAGGACUUUCAAAGGAGAGCGACCUCUUGACCUUCAACAUCUCGGCUCAUCAUUCGUGGUGGAGCGAGCACGGGCCAGGCUGCGUGCGCAAGGAGAUGCAGGCAACAGGAGUGAAGAGUCUGGACAGCCAGUCCUUCAUCUCUGUGAUGGGCUGCAUUGUGGAGUACCAGUACAUCGAGGUCCUGCACAGCUCCUUUCAGAUACUCAUAGCACUCGUGGGCUUCGUGUACGCCUGCUACGUGGUCAGUGUUUUCACGGAGGAGGAAGACAGCUUUGAUUUUAUUGGUGGAUUUGAACCAUUCCCCCUCUACCAUGUCAAUGAGAAACCAUCCCAUCUUCUGUUAAAGCCGAUGUACCUGUCUACGUAAAUAGAGGACAGAGUUGCUGGCAGGAGGGUUAACAGUGAAUUCACACGAAGGUGAUGCCGAGUUAACAAUGAAGAAAAGCUGUCGACCUCAACUUGAGCGCAACUCGAGGGACAAUUGAAAAACAUUCCAGUGUUGUGAUCUUUUAUUUUUUUUCUCCCUCCCAAUUAAACACACUGCAACGAUAAAACAGCGCUCCUUGAAAAUACUGUAAUUCCAUCUGUAUACUUAAGAGCAGGAUCAUGCUAGAUAGGGCAGGUGUGUACAGAACAUGGAAAUUUUAAGAGAGGUCAGACCUAGCAGUGAUGGCUGCAAUUGUCAGAGGUGUCCCCAUGCUGUAGACUGUACUGAAAGCUUUUUGUUGAACUAGAUUGCUGAGUGUAGUAACUAAAUAGCGCCUUUCAAAUCUAGAUUUUUUUUUAAUAUAGUUUAAGCAAAGAUAGUGUAAUGUUUACAUCGCACAAGAGAAUGCACGUUUGAUUAGCAGGUAGUUUCAAUACUAAAGUAACGGUGCUGUAUGGAAAACCACAGAUAUGCUGAACACUCCUGUGGUUCUUUUUUGGUUCAGGACCUGCAAACCAUAAUGCCAGCAAGCUCUGUAGCAUGAAACCUUAAUCCAUUCAUGUUGGUUCAGUAUCUCCACAGAAGGACAGAGAGACCAGCCUCAGCUUCUUGGUUCACUUUCCUUCCCUUUGUUGGCUUGCCAGAAUUGUCAUGCAAUAGUGUGAGAGAAGGAGGUCUGUGUUAAAUAUCUUCGGGGGGGGG